Marmota flaviventris (yellow-bellied marmot) is the source of this 3127-nucleotide messenger RNA. RefSeq names its product chloride channel accessory 2 (gene Clca2). Gene Ontology annotation, biological process: chloride transport. Gene Ontology annotation, cellular component: plasma membrane. Gene Ontology annotation, molecular function: intracellularly calcium-gated chloride channel activity. Lineage: Eukaryota; Metazoa; Chordata; Mammalia; Rodentia; Sciuridae. The record is from RefSeq and is a predicted model, not a curated record.
ACUUUCAAGUACAGGAAGAAAGGAUCUGCUUCACCAUUGACCACCUGAUACAAUGCACCCAGCAGGGCCCUUGUGAGAUCUUUCUCUACGAUAUGACCCACAGGGACAAUGCAGGUUCUGUCGGCAGCCUGAAGUUUGUGACUUUUCUGGUUGCCCUAAGUCCAGUACUUCUACUCCUGGGAGCCAGAGUGCAGCUUCAAGACAACGGGUAUGAUGGAAUACUUAUUGCAAUUAAUCCUCAGGUACCUGAGAAUCAGAACCUCAUCACAAACAUUAAGGAAAUGAUAACUGAAGCUUCUUUUUACCUAUUCAAUGCCACAAAGAGAAGAGUAUUUUUCAGAAAUAUACAGAUUUUAAUACCUGCCACAUGGAAUGCUAAUAAUUAUAGCAAAGUAAAACAAGAAUCAUAUGAAAAGGCAGAUGUCAUAGUGACUGAUUGGAAUGGGGUACAAGGAGAUGACCCAUACACUCUGCAAUACAGAGGAUGUGGAAAAGAAGGAAGAUACAUUCAUUUCACACCGAACUUCCUACUGAAUGAUGACUUAAUAGCUGGCUAUGGAUCACGAGGCAGAGUGUUUGUCCAUGAAUGGGCCCAUCUCCGUUGGGGUGUGUUUGAUGAAUAUAAUAAUGAUAAACCUUUCUAUAUAAAUGGACAAAAUCAAAUUAAAGUUACAAGAUGUUCAUCUGACAUCACAGGCAUUUUUGUGUGUGAAAAAGGCCCUUGCCCCCAAGAAAACUGCAUUAUUAGUAAGCUUUUCAAAGAAGGAUGUGUGUUUAUCUACAACAGCACCCAAAAUGCAACUGCAUCAAUAAUGUUCAUGCAAAGUUUAUCUUCUGUAGUUGAAUUCUGUAAUGCAAGUACUCACAACCAAGAAGCUCCAAACCUACAGAACCAAAUUUGCAGCCUCAGAAGUGCGUGGGAUGUGAUGGCAGACUCUGCUGACUUCAAAGGCAGCCUUCCCUGGAAGGGUUCUGAGCUUCCACCUCCUCCCACUUUCACUGUUACACAGGCCGGUGACAAGGUGGUCUGUUUAGUGCUGGAUGUGUCCAGCAAGAUGGCAGAGGCUGACAGACUCCUCCGACUGCAACAAGCAGCUGAAUUUUACUUGAUGCAGAUUGUUGAAAUUCACUCUUUUGUGGGCAUUGUCAAUUUUGAUGGUAAAGGAGAGAUUCGAGCCCAGCUACAUCAAAUUAACAGUGAUGAUGACCGAAAGCUGCUGGUUUCGUAUCUGCCUACCACUGUGUCUGCUGAAGCAGAAACCAGUAUCUGCUCAGGGCUUAAAAAAGGAUUUGAGGUGGUUGAAAAGCUGAAUGGCAAAACCUAUGGCUCUGUGAUGAUAUUAGUGACCAGUGGAGGUGACGAGCACAUUGGCAACUGCUUGCUCACAGUGCUCAGCAGUGGGUCAACCGUCCACUCCAUUGUCCUGGGCUCCUCUGCGGUGGGAAACCUAGAGGAAUUAUCCCAUGUUACUGGAGGUUUAAAGUUUUACGUUCCAGAUAAAUCAAACUCUAAUAGCAUGAUUGAUGCUUUCAGUAGAAUUUCCUCUGGAACUGGAGACCUUUUUCAACAGAGCAUUCAGCUUGAAAGCAUGGGUGAAAAUGUUAGCCCUUACCAUCAAUUGAAAAACACUGUGACUGUGGAUAACAGUGUGGGCAAUAACACUAUCUUCCUAGUCAUGUGGCAGACCAGUGGUCCCCCUGAGAUUGUAUUACUUGAUCCUACUGGAAGAAAAUACUACAUGAAUAAUUUUAUCAUCAAUGUAGCUUUUCGGACAGCUAGCCUUUUGAUCCCAGGAACUGCCAAGCCUGGGCACUGGAUAUACACCCUGAACAAUACACACCAUUCUCCUCAGGCCCUGAAAGUGACAGUGGCCUCCCGUGCCUCCAGCUCCACUGUGCCCCCAGCCACUGUGGAAGCCUUUGUGGAAAGAGAUAGCACCUAUUUUCCUCAUCCCGUGAUAAUUUAUGCAAAUGUAAAAAGAGGGUUUUACCCCAUUCUUAAUGCCACGGUUACAGCGAUGGUUGAGCCAGAGAUUGGAGAUCCUGUCAUGCUGAAACUUUCUGACGACGGAGCAGGUGCUGAUGUUAUAAAAAAUGAUGGAAUAUACUCGAGGUAUUUUUUCUCCUUUGCUGUAAAUGGUAGAUAUAGCUUGAAAGUGCAUGUCAAUCAUUCUCCCAGCGUAAGCGCUGUAGCCCACUCUGUCCCAGGAAGUCAUGCUAUGUACGUACCAGGUUACAUAGCAAAUGGUAAUAUUCAGAUGAAUGCUCCAAGAAAAUCAGUGCGCAGAAGUGAGGAGGAGCAAAAGUGGGGCUUUAGCCGAGUUAGCUCAGGAGGCUCCUUUUCAGUGGUGGGAGUUCCAACUGGCCCCCAUCCUGAUGUGUUUCCACCAUGCAAAAUUGUUGACUUGAAAGCUGUAAAAAUGGAAGAGGAAGUGACCCUGUCUUGGACAGCACCUGGAGAAGACUUCGAUCAGGGGCAGGCUACAAGCUAUGAAAUAAGAAUGAGUGACAACCUACAGAGUAUUCAAGAUGACUUUAACAAUGCCAUUUUAGUAAAUAUGUCAAAGCUAAAACCUCAGCAAGCUGGCACCAGGGAGAUGUUUACAUUCUUGCCCAAACUUUUCUUAAAUGGACUUGAACCUGAUGGAGAAACACAAGAAAGCCACAGAAUUUAUGUGGCCAUGAGAGCAGUGGAUAAGAACUCCUUAAAGUCUGCUGUAUCUAAUGUUGCCCAGGUAUCUCUGUUUAUUUCUCCAAACUCUGCUCCUGUACUAGGAAGAGAUUCUCUUAUAAUGAAAGGAGUUUUAAUAGCAAUAAGUUUAAUAGGAAUCAUUUGCCUCAUUAUAGUUACAGCACAUUAUACUUUGAAUAGGAAAAAGAGAGCAGACAAGAAAGAGAAUGGAACAAAAUUACUAUGAACAAAUACACAGAGUACCUUCCUUUUUUGAUAAAAAGGCCCAUGGCACUUGCAUUUUGCAAAUAUAUAACCUCAAAAUAAAGUUAACAUAAAACUGUAUUAAAAUGCAUUGAGUUUUUGUAUAAUAGAGAUAUUGUUUUUACAUAGUUAUUACACAUAUUUUUGUAAUAGUCAUUUUGAGGGGUGAAUUAGAAAACCCUUAGGCUUUAG